Fragaria vesca subsp. vesca is the source of this 2448-nucleotide messenger RNA. Its product is annotated as cucumisin-like. The record is from RefSeq and is a predicted model, not a curated record. The coding region runs from base 41 to 2266 and encodes 741 amino acids. The transcript is spliced from 9 exons. Lineage: Eukaryota; Viridiplantae; Streptophyta; Magnoliopsida; Rosales; Rosaceae. Gene Ontology annotation, biological process: proteolysis. Gene Ontology annotation, molecular function: serine-type endopeptidase activity.
GUACGUCCUUUCUAGGCUGUAAUAGCAAGAACUAUAUGUUAUGGCUCUUCAAUGGUUUCUCAUUCUCAGUCUCAUGAGCAGUAUUCUGCUAUUUGUUGACGUUACUCAGUCAACUUCUCAGGAUGCCCGAAAGGCUUAUAUUGUGUAUAUGGGCGGCAAGCCAAAGACUGGGGUGCUAGUAACACCUGAUCUUCAUGUGAAAAUCCUACAAGAUGUGGUUGACAGCAACAACCUUGAUGUUGCUCAUGAAGCUCUGCUUCUUCACAGCUACAAGAGAAGUUUCAAUGGAUUUGCUGCAAUGCUCACAGAACAAGAAGCACAAAAACUAGAUGGAAUGAAUGGUGUAGUGUCUGUCUUCCCAAGCGAACGGAGGAGUGUCAAAACAACAAAGUCAUGGAACUUCCUCGGAUUUCCAGAAACAGUUAAGAGAAGUGCCCUCGAAAAGGAUAUCAUCGUCGGAGUGAUAGACAGUGGAAUUUGGCCAGAGUCGGACAGCUUUAGUGAUGCUGGUUUCGGUCCUCCACCCAAAAGAUGGAAAGGCAAAUGUCAAGGAAAUGGCGACUUUACUUGUAACAAUAAAAUUAUUGGAGCACGUUACUACCGUGCUUCUGGAGAUUUCGAAGGAGAUUUUGAGUCUCCAAGAGAUGCAGCCGGUCAUGGUACCCACACUGCAUCUACAGCAGCUGGGAAUAUAGUGAGCAAAGCUAGCCAAAAUGGUUUAGGCUUGGGAACAGCAAGAGGAGGAGUGCCAUCAGCACGUAUUGCUGUGUACAAAGUAUGCUGGAACGGCGAGACCGGUUGUGAUGAUGCUGACGUACUAGCAGCAAUGGACGAUGCCAUUGCUGACGGUGUCGACAUUCUCUCUAUGUCCGUCGGAGGCAACAUUCCAUUUGAUUAUUUGAGAGAUUCAUUUGCAAUUGCGACACUUCACGCUACCAGAGAAGGGAUACUAUGUUCCAUGGCCGCUGGGAAUGAAGGUCCGAAAGAAAAAUCCGUGACGAACUUUGCACCAUGGCAACUUUCUGUUGCUGCUUCCACCAUAAACCGUCAGUUUAUCACCAAGGUGCAAUUGGGUAAUGGAAAAAUCUAUGAGGGACUAAUUUUUCCUAACCAAAUUGACCUCAAGGGUAAGUUCUAUCCUUUAGUUUAUGGUGGAGAUGCACCCAAUAAAACAUUAGGCAACGACACAGUCUCCGCCAGGUAUUGUUGUGAUGGCUGCUUAGACAAAGAUUUGAUCAAAGGCAAAAUUGUGCUGUGUGAUGGCCCUCUAGAUGAAGCCGGGAUUGGAGCUAUAUUGGGUGGCGCAGCCGGAGUUAUUCUGACAAGCCAAAAGUUGCAUGAUGAUUUGCUUGGCCCUGUUCCCGUGGCUGCAUCUUAUGUUGGAUUGGAAGAAAAUAGCAACAUCUAUAAAUACAUAAGCUCAACAAGGAACCCAACUGCAACUAUAUGGAAAUGUGAAGAGAUUGAUGACGUAUUGGCUCCAUAUGUGCCCUUCUACUCAUCAAAGGGUCCAAAUCCGAUCAGUCCCAACAUUCUCAAGCCAGAUAUAGCGGCUCCAGGAAGUUACAUUCUAGCAGCAUAUCCUCCAACUAGUGUUGGCAAUAGAGGUAGAUACAAUUUCUUAACAGGGUCAUCAAUGGCGUGCCCCCAUGCGACGGCCGUAGCUGCAUAUGUCAAAUCGUUUCACCCUAAAUGGUCGCCUGCUGCUAUUAGAUCGGCUCUCAUGACUACCGCCAAACCUAUGAGUGCCAAAACUAGCCCUCUUGCUGAAUUUGCAUAUGGAGCUGGCCUAAUAAACCCAUCUAGGGCUCCAUAUCCUGGUUUGGUUUACGAUCUUGAUGGACAAGACUACAUAGCAUUUUUGUGUUCACAAGGAUACAGUGGCAAACUAUUGCAAGCCAUAUCUGGGGAGAAGACUAGCUGCUCAUCAUCAAAUUUUAAUAACGGAACAGCCAGUGACCUAAACUAUCCUUCUUUUACUCUUUCCAUCAAGGAUCCGAAAUCCGUGAAUGGUGUUUUUCAUAGGACGGUCACGAAUGUUGGAUCGUGGAAUUCAACAUAUAAAGCUAAAGUGGUAGCUCCAUCAGGACUCAAAGUAAGUGUGAUCCCAAGUGUUCUAUCAUUCACAGCUCUUGGACAGAAGAAGUCUUUUGUGGUCACAAUAAAAGGACCAAUGGAGAAAUCAAAUAUAGUCUCUGCGUCUUUGGUAUGGGAUGAUGGUGCUUUCCAAGUCAGGAGCCCCAUCGUCGUCUAUGUUGCCGCUUAGAGACCACGCUUUUUAGCAUCGAAUAAUUAUAAGUCUUGUGUGUCUGAAGUUUCAUCACUACGAGCAUUAAAACCCGAAAACUAAAGCUACAUUGGGAGAGCGUCCCAAGUCUAUGUUUGCCACUUUCUAUCUAGUUUUCUUCAAAUUAUGUACUGUUAAUGAAAUAAAACUAUCUUUGAGUA